Molecule: messenger RNA, 1140 nt
Organism: Sipha flava (yellow sugarcane aphid)
Lineage: Eukaryota; Metazoa; Arthropoda; Insecta; Hemiptera; Aphididae
Product: leucine-rich melanocyte differentiation-associated protein-like
Exons: 6
Coding region: 237-971 (244 amino acids)
Biological process (GO): melanocyte differentiation
Molecular function (GO): protein binding
Source: RefSeq, a predicted model, not a curated record
UUUAAUUGUAUAGUGUAUUAAUUAUUUUUAACACUAUACAUCCGUAUUACAAUAAAAUAAGAUAAAACCAUAAUUCCUGUUAGCCUUAUUUACAAUUGUGAAUCAUUUUUCGAUCGGUGUUAAUAUUUUAUUUUAUUGAUAUAAUUACAAAAUAAUUUCAGAUUGCCUGAAGACAUUUUGUAUCUGAUACUUUUUUUUUGUACAUAAGUAUCAAAUAUCAAUUACAAAAAACAGGGAUGGACCAAGAAAACAUAACAGAUUCACGAAUAAUUAAUUUUCAAAAUAACCGGUUAUGUUAUGUUGGCCAAGAAGUUACAUGUAUUCCAGAAAUACUUGGGAAAAUGUAUGGAUCUAAAGUCAAGUCUUUGGAUUUAAGCUUUAAUAAUUUGACAACUUUAAAUCAUUCAGAGCUAUUUUCUGAUUUAGAAGAAUUUGUCUUGGAUAAUAACAAUCUUAAUGAUAAUAUUAAAUUACCACGUUUACCAAAUUUACAAAUACUUUCAAUGAAUAAUAAUAAUAUAACAGAUUUAGAAAACUUAGUAACUCAAAUAAAAUAUUGUAUGCCAUCUUUGAGAUUUCUUAGCUUACUUGGAAAUAAAGCUUGCCCAACACAACUGAUAGAUUUUGAAAAAGAUGAGAAUGAUUAUAAAAGAUAUAGGUAUUCUGUUUUAUAUUAUUUACCAGAGUUGAGAUUUCUUGAUUCAAGACCAGUUACUAAUGAAGAAUUAGAUGCUGCAAUGACUAAAGGCGAAUAUACCAAAAUCAUUCGUCCGAAACGUUUAAACGAACCACUUGACUGGAGAUCAACUUGUGGAUCCCAAUCUAAUGGAAAUAUAUCAAAUAUUUUCUCACCACUUUCUGCUAUUCCAACACAAGAAAUACAUCAUCAAGCUGCUUAUGGUCGACGUCGAUUCCGUUAUACUGGAAAACAAUCUGAGGGUAAUCGUUUUAUUUUAAAUAGAGAUUUAUAAAUUUUUGUUGCUCCAUUUAACAUAGCUGAGGAAACUAAGUUAUAAACAAGGUAUUAUUAUUUGCAAUUAAUUCAAACUACUUCAAUUUUUAUUUUAUUUAUAUAUUUUAAUACUGUGUUAUUGACUUAUAAGCCAUUUUAAACUAUGGUUAUUUUACUUUCAAAGAAUA